Messenger RNA from Frankliniella occidentalis (western flower thrips), 1570 nucleotides. RefSeq names its product zinc finger protein 235-like. Gene Ontology annotation, cellular component: nucleus. Lineage: Eukaryota; Metazoa; Arthropoda; Insecta; Thysanoptera; Thripidae. The coding region runs from base 403 to 1428 and encodes 341 amino acids. The transcript is spliced from 2 exons. Gene Ontology annotation, molecular function: RNA polymerase II transcription regulatory region sequence-specific DNA binding; DNA-binding transcription factor activity, RNA polymerase II-specific. The record is from RefSeq and is a predicted model, not a curated record. Gene Ontology annotation, biological process: regulation of transcription by RNA polymerase II.
UUAAAUUCGUACAAAUAAAAGGUACAUAUCCAGUUGGUGUGUGUGAGAAAAUCUGCAUUGUCAUAAUUGGUUGAGGUUCGUACUUGGGCUUAGAUGUACAGGAAUACCCGUCACGAUGCAGAUACGUCAACCAACGGGACUAACUGGCGAAAGGGCGACCCUCACCAUGUGUCGUGCAAGGAAGGAUCGCGUCUUGCUGCUGCAGCAAAGCGCUUUGUCGUGACCACCCGGUCUUGUGUGUUGCAGGUGGGUGAGCUCCUGACUUCCCAAAGUGACGCCAAGACCUUUCCAGCCCCGACCUGUGCCGCCCCGUGAGGCAACCCAGCCGACUCGCGCCGCAGAGGUGGGAGGGGAAUUUGAGCGAACAGACAGAUUGGCAAGGCAGCUCACUCACUAAUCAAAAUGCCAGUCCAGUGUCCACUUUGCGGGAGAAAGUGUUCUUCAGCAUCUGCGCUAAGGACCCACGUGAUGCGCACCCACACAGGAGAAAAGCCAUUCGAGUGCGCGUUGUGCGACAAGAAGUUCUCCAGUGCUAGUCAUCUGCGGAAACAUUUUCGCACCCACACAGGAGAAAAGCCAUUCGAGUGCACGUUUUGCGACAAGAAAUUUUCCAGUGCUAGUAAUCUGCGGGAACAUCUUCGCACUCACACUCGUGAAAAACCAUUCGAGUGCACGUUGUGCGACAAGAAGUUCUCUGUUACCAGUAAUCUAAAGAGACAUCUGCGCACUCACACUGGAGAAAAGCCAUUUGAGUGUGCGAUGUGCGACAAGAAGUUCUCUGUUACUAGUAGUCUACAGAGACACCUGCGCAUUCACACUGGAGAAAAGCCAUUUGAGUGUGUGUUGUGCCACAAGAAGUGGCCCAAUGCUAGUGAUCUGCGGCAACAUCUUCGCACUCACACUGGAGAAAAGCCAUUCGAGUGCACGUUGUGCGACAAGAAGUUCUCACGUACUAGUGAUCUGCGGGACCAUCUUCGCACUCACACUCGUGACAAACCAUUCGAGUGCACUUUGUGCGUCAAGAAGUUUUCCAGAACUCAAGGUCUGCGGAACCAUCUUCGCACUCACACUGGAGAAAAGCCAUUCGAGUGCACGUUGUGCGACAAGAAGUUCUCUACGUCUUUUGGUCUACAGCAACACCUGAGCACUCACACUGGACUAAAGCCAUUCGAGUGCUCGUUGUGCGACAAGAAGUUCUCUGUUACCAGUAAUCUAAAGAGACAUCUGCGCACUCACACUGGAGAAAAGCCAUUUGAGUGCGCGUUGUGCGACAAGAAGUUCUCUGAUACUUGUGAUCUACAGAGACACCUGCGCAUUCACACUCGAGAAAAGCCAUUUGAGUGUGCGUUGUGCGCCAAGAAGUUCUCUACCCCUUCUGGCCUGCGUGUUCAUCUUCGCACUCACAUUGGAGAAAAGCAGCUCAAGUGAACUUGUCUAAAUCUGAAGUACUGUGGAGAAUGCAUACCUGUGUGGCAACGUGAGGUAGUUUGCAAUCGCAGUUUCAAAAUUCAUCCUUGCUACAGUUAGUGUGAACAACUGACGAUGUAUCAAUUAAAAUUCAAUCGAAUCA